AUGACGGACGGGCCCCCAUUGAUGCUCAAUCGAGCGUUCUUUGAGAGAAAAGAAAACUGGCUCAAGAUAAUUCAGUUUGUAAGUUGUUUGUUCAACUAAACUUCCUUUCGACUUUAGGUUCAUUUGAUUCUAGUCCUUUUCAGACACUCGGUUUUAUCAACCUCUUCACCAACUACUGGUGCUAUCCAAACCAACACUUUCUCUUCUGUGGAGAAAGGUAAAAACAGACAAUCAAAGUUCUUCUUUCUUUCAAAACAAUUUCUAUUUUUUUCAGAUACUUCACCUCUGCCCAAGUGUUCCAACUAGUUGUAUUCAACGGAUUUUGUCUCUGUCUCACUUUCGUACUCCUUGUUGGCAAUAUUUCUGGUGCGUAUGAUGCUUACUACAAGACCAAUCCGUAUGUUCUUGUAAGUUUUCAGAUUGUUUCUGUUCCUAUGAUUUUUGAAUUUUUUCCAGGAGCGAUACCUUGUCUACCUUCAAACAUUCCUGUACACCGUCGCCUACAUCACUCUGAUCGUUGACUUUGAAACCAAUCCGUACGCCAAAGCUUUUGUUAUCCCACUGGUCAGUUCAUUUCUUCUCUGUUCCUGUGACGUCAUCAUUCUCUUAUUCCAGGUCUCUACCACUUUCACCUUCCUCGCCUAUUCCAUCGACUCGCUCAUGCAAUUCCGUCGCAAGAACUCCUUUAACCAAUAA
Messenger RNA from Caenorhabditis sp. 36 PRJEB53466, 696 nucleotides. The record is from the annotation of a GenBank genome assembly. NCBI's taxonomy places the organism in Eukaryota, Metazoa, Nematoda, Chromadorea, Rhabditida, Rhabditidae.